Messenger RNA from Akanthomyces muscarius, 2130 nucleotides. RefSeq lists its product as uncharacterized. Lineage: Eukaryota; Fungi; Ascomycota; Sordariomycetes; Hypocreales; Cordycipitaceae. The transcript has 2 exons. The record is from RefSeq and is a predicted model, not a curated record. The coding region runs from base 1 to 2130 and encodes 709 amino acids.
AUGGCCUCAAGCUCCAACGUGUAUAUCGACGAUGUCGACGUGAACAAAGGUCUUUGGACAAAUUGGAACGGUAAUGAAUUGACCGGUUCCAGGAAAACCAUGGCCAAAGACACCGCGGAUCUGUUGAACAUAUUUCUGGGUAUCUUCAUCGUCUUUGUCGAGGCCGCGUUCUGGGGCUACAUCUCCCUGGCCUUGUUUCUUAGGAAUCGCCGGCACGGACGAGAUGCUCUCCACCACCAGCUACAAGCAGUUUUUCGCAACGUUGGAAGCUCGCUCGGCACAUUCACCACGUUGCUCAGGUUUUCUUGGAAGGUCUGGGGCUUGCGUGCGUGCUGGAGGCGCACCCGUCUCCCAGCCUUGGCCGCCUUCCUCUGCCUAGGCUUCUUUGCGGGGGCCAUGCCUUUCAUCUUGGCCAUGGCCAUGCUUGAUAGCCAGGGUGUCGAGGUUCUGGUUCGAAACAUGGAGAACUGCGGCUUCUGGUUCGCAACGUUUACCACUUCCGGCACGACGGCGGCAACGUUGCUCGUCAACCAGACCCAGGAGGCCGUGUCCUAUGUCGACCUCUGCUACAACCGGGACACGCCUUCAAACGCGUGUGAUUAUCACCUCGCACAACGACGUCUGCCCAUGCUGGCAAUUAUUGCUGUCCCAUGUCCAUUUUCUGCUGAUGUCUGCCUCAGCAAGGGUCCAUAUCCCGCCGUUCAAUGGCAGACGGACCAACUGGACUCGCAUGUCGAUUUCGGAAUCAACGCACGGCCCAAGGACAGAAUGCUGCUGCAGAGGACUACUGUAUGUGCGCCUCUGGACGUGGAUCGGUUCACAAAAGUGACUUCCGGCGCCAUGAGAGAGGAAGAGCUCACAGGUGUCUACUUUGGUUCCAGACCCGGCCAGAACUAUACCUACAUGGUGAGCAACUACGAAAGCGUCGCAAAGCCUGCAUACAACAUUGAUGUUGUAUGGAGCAAGGCAGCAAAUGGUUCUGUAUGGUCCUCCACCUUUACACCCAUACCAGAACUCGUUCGAAACGAUGCCGACGUAUCGAUUGUUUUGCUCAACAACCGGGGUAUACCCAUCAAGGGAACAGACGGGCCUUGUAGCGACCCAUUCUUCUCGGCCACGAACAAGACCUUGCUGGCUCACAAAGACUACUACCUGCCAGACAAGCCAAUCACAGCGAUAGGGUGCACCGAUCAAUAUGCCUUUGGAAACCCCGUGACGGGACAAUGGACUGAGCCCAUGUCGUCAAUCGAUACGGCAGACUGGGGAAACUUUACCAAAGACUGGCGUCUGUCUGUUGGGCAAACGGCGGCUAUUGCGAGUUUAGCUUGGGCGAGCUUCGGAAGCGGCGGUAUUGAGGGCGUCAUUCUUGGUCUAGAGGUUGGUGCACUACUGGCCAAGAAAACUCCAGGCAUAUUCACAGGCUUUCAGAACCCGCUCCCCAAUGAGCAGUGGAAGAAGGAAGUCGGGUACUGGUUCAACAUUGGCCUGGCCAAGCUGCAGUUUGGCUUGAUAGGCAUCGCUGUCGGGCCCCAAGAUCCCACGCUCCCGGACUUGCAAAACGCGCUGCACACCUUCACCGUCGGGAACAAGAAGCUCGAAGAAGAGAUCUGCAGCUGUCAAAAAGUUUACAGCCUGGAUCACAAGAAUUACAAUGGGAGGGGGCUCCUAAUCUUCCUGGCAUUCGGUGGCGUCAUCGCCGGGGUGCUGCCCUGGCUCAAGCACCGCCUUCUCCGUUUACUGUCUAGGAAGGAAAACCUUGCGCUCCUGUGGAACUCGCACUCGACGCUUCAGAUGCAGAGGAUGCUCAUCGAGAGCGUCGCCUCUGGCGGAGCGGGCACGUGGGAGCGUCUCGAGGACGAUGUUCCAUGCUUGAUUCCGCACGACGCGCUGGCAGGGUAUCUGAACAUUGAGCACGAGGAGAACGGCAAUCGGCACCCAAAAUGGUACAGCGACGCCACAGCGGCAGAUGCACAGGCAGACGCUCCAAACGGCGUACAAGGGGCGGGCGCUCCAGACAAUGUGCAUGUCGCGGACGCUCCAAACGACGCGGUUCCCCUGCUUCAAGGGGAUCCUGGUCCAGGAGCCGGUGCGGGAGAUGUCGAGCUGCAAAAUCUCGCUCCGAGGGCAUGA